Molecule: messenger RNA, 545 nt
Organism: Botrytis byssoidea
Lineage: Eukaryota; Fungi; Ascomycota; Leotiomycetes; Helotiales; Sclerotiniaceae
Exons: 3
Coding region: 130-405 (91 amino acids)
Source: RefSeq, a predicted model, not a curated record
UCCAUCACCCAUUUAAACUCUCUCUUCAUCACAGAAUCAUACAAUCAUUCAAUCAUUCAAUCAUCUCAUUCAACCAUACAAUAAACUCAAUCACCUCAAUCUAAACCAUCCAACCCAUCCACCGCAACCAUGCAAUUCAUCAGCAUUAUCAUUUCCUCCAUCCUCGCUCUUGCUACCAACAUCAACGCUUGGUCCCAGGAUGACGUUACUAAAGUCUGGACUGCAAACAACAACUACACGACCAUCCGAGGCUCUGUUGUGCACGAAGCCUGCACCGAGAUGAACUCGGAGAAUCUGCGUGCCGGCGGAGCCGAUUGCGCUUACUGGACUAACGGUGUGGGAGGAAUCUUGAACGGAAAGUGCAACUAUCAAGGAAACUCGGUUCUUUGCCUCAGUGGUUGUUAGAGGAUGUGAGGAGGUGCGCUGUGCGUGAUGACUUGUUAUCUGGGUUUUGAGGGCUUUUCGCCCUUUAGAUGUUUCGUUCUCUUUGAUUCCGUGUCUGUUUUUAUAUAUCUCACUUCAGUAUAUACUUCAAUAGAAUAGAG